Molecule: messenger RNA, 480 nt
Organism: Zymoseptoria tritici IPO323
Lineage: Eukaryota; Fungi; Ascomycota; Dothideomycetes; Mycosphaerellales; Mycosphaerellaceae
Exons: 3
Coding region: 1-480 (159 amino acids)
Source: RefSeq, a predicted model, not a curated record
AUGGCGCCAACAAAAUCUUACGUCUUUGCCAUUCAACGCUGCGACUACGAUCAUCACACCGAUCGGAAAGGCCGAGAUAAACUGAUCGAGAUUCACGCGUCUCUGGAGUCUGCGAAUACCGCCGCUAAAGCACACUUGCAGAAAGAAGCCCGCAAAGCAAUCUCUGGUGCUGGCGAGACUAAUGAAUCGGAAACGAAGGAUGGCGGAUACGAGGGCGUCUGCUACACCUCGGAGGACAGACGGAAUCACUUCGCCGUAACGGUGAAAAAGCUGGAGCUGAAAGGCGGCGCGGAUGGUGGUGCUGCGCAGAGUAGUUCUGCAUCGGGUGCAAAGCGAUCAGCGGCAAAGGCAACGGCUUCUGACGCCAGACCUGCGGCAAGGAGCGACUCUCUCAAGAACAAGAAGUUGCUCUUCACCGGUACAUUCGACUCCAUGGUAACUAUGCUACAAGUAUCAUGUUUGACGUGCUCCUUUCGCUAA